Molecule: messenger RNA, 1356 nt
Organism: Apis cerana (Asiatic honeybee)
Lineage: Eukaryota; Metazoa; Arthropoda; Insecta; Hymenoptera; Apidae
Source: RefSeq, a predicted model, not a curated record
AUGGAAAAACUGACAGAGGAACAGGAAGAAAAACUCUGCCUGGCUAGCCUCCCUUUGCGCAACUAUUUGAUGAAAUACGUGUUGCCAACCUUGACGCAAGGACUCAUCGAAGUUGCAAAUUUGCGUCCAGACGACCCAGUUGAUUAUCUCGCUGAAUAUCUGUUCAAAGAAAAUCCAGAGGGCAAGAUGUUCGAGCCGGAGCACACGAAUGCUAUGGCUUCGAUUCUGAACAUGAUCGACAAAUUCAAUACCUUCUUGCUUCCCGAGGAAGAGGUGAGCAGCCAAGUAUUACAACUGUUGAAACGGAAAUCGCCAAUGGAAGAAAUAGAUUCCAGCGAUUCGGAUGUGUGCACGAUUCAAAAGACCACACCGUGUUACACUUAUGACGAGGACACGUGCGUAGAUGAAGAAAAUGACAUAACCUCCGAGCUGACCGAACUCGACGAAGAGGAUUGACGAAACUCAAAGACAGGAAGAUGCAAGUCCCGGAGGAUUUGCAUGUUUGGCCAAGCGGAUUGAUAAUUAAUUAAUCUGCACGUGACAUGAUAAUGGCAAUAUUUGGUUUCGCAAUGUCAUCCGGAAUUCCUGUAAUUUGUUGAGCCGUGCAUACUAAUGAUCGUUGCGAUAUUUGCAUAAUGUAUCGAUUGCUCGUGCUACGGUCUUUUUGUCUUUUUUGGAUAUAUUUUGAAAUUUUGAAAUUAUGAGUUUUACGAGAAAAUUGUUAUUCAGUUUAUAUUUGCGUAUAAGAUACUUAUAAAAUAUACUAAUACGUUUUAAGAUGAUUGAUAAGAAAUAUUGAUGAAUAAAUAUAUAUUUGUGCGAAUAAAAGUUAAAGAUUACAGAAUUAUAUAGAAUUUAGAAAUUUAAUAAUUAUAAAAAUUUUGUGGAUAAAUUAUGGAAAAAAUUUGUUUCUUUGCGUGUAUCGUAUUUUUGAAAUUAUAUAUUUGGCUUAACAGUAUCGUCAAUUACAAUUUUGAUUCGAGUGACGAAUAUCAAAAUUUUCAAAAUAAUUCUUUUUUCAAUAAUUUGAUAAAUUAUUUAAAUUUAUAUAUGCAUCGAAAUUUUGUACAAUUCCAAAAGAAAAUGAAAUAAAAAUUUUUUUCAUCGAUCAUUUCGUUUUUAGAAAGAUAAAAAUAACUCUGAAAAAAUUAGUAAUCGUAUUAUUCAAUUACAUAAUUUGUUAAUUAUAAUUUUAUUUCGUUUUGUUAAAUUUGUAUUUUAGAAAACCUUUUCUUAAGUCCUUACAGCGUGUAACAGAUGCCCCUUUAGAGGAUAGUUUAAACGAUUAAAGGAAACUAUGUGUGAAGAUGGGAUAAAUCAAAUUGUAAUUGAAUCUAAUUACAGGAUAUUUAAAAC